UUGUAACAAACAAAGAGGAACCAAGCGAAGAUAAGGGGGAACAAAAUUUUCAUAAAAAGAUUGAAGAACGAAAGCAGGGCAAGAGAUCACAUUUACGAAAAAAACAAGGAAAGAAUGGACAUAUUUUUUCUCUUCUUUGCUUUUCUUAUAGGAGGAUUGAAGGCUGAAACGAUGUCAGUCACAGGAGUGUCUGGGCAGAACAUCACAAUAACAUGCUCUUCCAAAAACAGAGAUGACAAUAAUAAAUAUUUCUGCAAAGAUCCAUGUGAGAAGGACGAUGAUAUCUUAAUAAGUAGCAGUGUUGAUAAAGACAAGUGGGACACCAACAAAUACAGUAUAAGGGAUGAAAAAAGCAUAUUUUAUGUUACAAUCUUUCACCUGAAAAAGGAGGAUUCAGGUACCUACAUGUGUGGCGUUGAAGUCCCUUGGGGGCGGGAUCCACUAGAAAUCGUUGUCAUCACUGUUAAAGAAGCAAUAACACCAGAGAGAGAGCCAACAAAAUUACCUGAACAAGUUCAUCCAAAAACGUCCUCAUCAAUAAAUGAAACGAAGACCAUCACUGUGCACAAGCACCACCUGACGCUGUUUAUGGCUGCAAUAACCUGCACGGUGGCCCUGGUAUGCGUGUGUCUCUGUACACUCGUGUUGCUGACUGCUUUGAAAAAACACAAAAGAAAGAUUUCAUCCGUCUAUGAGACCAUGAUGCCUGCUGUCAUCGGUGAAGCUGAAGGCCAUGGCAGGAGUUUGAGUCUGGAGCGUAUCACUCAUCCUGACCCCGCAGUGGGACAUCGGGAGUCGUCUUCAGGCAGCCUCAACCUCAACGAAUACCUCGAUUUAGAUCCCAGUCUAUUGGAGGAGCACGUCUACCAUAGCAUCAGCAGAAAGAACAUUCCAUAGAAUUAAAAUCAGGUUUACACAACAACUCAAAUCCACUUUCAGAUGGAUUCAUCCUAAAAUCCAGGUUGCCACCAGGGGCGCCACUAGCUUUUAAGGACAGAGGGGGCUUAGCCCCCAGGAGAUGAACAGGAUGUGAGUGAACGUAGCGCACGAGUACAAAACUGUUGAGAUCCGCUUUUUGGAUCCUCCACAUAUUAUUGUUUGUGGUUCCAUUUUUAUUUUCGCUCUCCGUCUGAUCCUAUUAUUGCCUGUUUAAGUCGGUCACCAUGGUAACUUAUUAGUUUCACCUGUUUCUCACGGCCCUGCACACCUGUCCUCACUAAUCACCUGCCUUAUAUAAGCCUGCAUCUUUUGUUGUUCAGUCUGGGAUCCAAAUCUGUUCAUGCACAACGUUACGUCUGCUUUGCACUUUUGCUUACAUGCAAAUUUCAGUAUAAUCCUCGCGAGCUCUCACGCUGCGCACUUUUAUUCAAUCUUAGCUCUCAUGCUAAAUGUUUUGUUUUCCCCUGUGUGUGCCUAUGUGCCAGUUUAGUUUACUAUUUGUUUAUCCUAGCUUUCAUGCUAGCGUCUUUUGUUUGCCUUUUCUUAGUUCCAGUAUUUUUGUUCUCGAGCACCUUUUGUUAAAUAAAUCAUUAGUUCAUA
Nerophis ophidion (straightnose pipefish) is the source of this 1539-nucleotide messenger RNA. Its product is annotated as CMRF35-like molecule 8. Bases 115 to 897 code for a protein of 260 amino acids. Lineage: Eukaryota; Metazoa; Chordata; Actinopteri; Syngnathiformes; Syngnathidae. The transcript is spliced from 6 exons. The record is from RefSeq and is a predicted model, not a curated record.